Molecule: messenger RNA, 416 nt
Organism: Mycena citricolor
Lineage: Eukaryota; Fungi; Basidiomycota; Agaricomycetes; Agaricales; Mycenaceae
Source: the annotation of a GenBank genome assembly
CGCAAUUCUGGCACCGAUUCACGUGCGUUUCCGCACCGCCGAUUCCAGUCGCGUAUAUUUCUGCGUUCCGCACGUCAGCGUCGUCACCGAGCAUGCUUGCGACAUGGCAAAGCACCGCAUGGCAGCCUGAAAAGCCACCUUAUCCCAACACACAGCGCGCACUCUCGCAGUAUGAUGUUUUACAGCUUUAGAGGCCUGUCAAAGACGUGUAUGGAACAUAGAAAUCGCCAUGUUAGGCUGUUGGCUUCCGUCGGUCGGCUAUGUAAAGAAGCCCGAGGUCGAUAGUGAUCAGAGAAUAAACGUCCGUGAAAUGUAUUUUGGGUGUCCGAUGCGACGCGCAUCCUGCACCUACUGACGGUUCUAGGACGUUCCAGACCGCCGAAAAGUGAAACACCGCGGAAUGAACUACUAUUCUC